Molecule: messenger RNA, 1928 nt
Organism: Limanda limanda (common dab)
Lineage: Eukaryota; Metazoa; Chordata; Actinopteri; Pleuronectiformes; Pleuronectidae
Product: LUC7 domain-containing protein
Exons: 10
Coding region: 548-1840 (430 amino acids)
Biological process (GO): mRNA splice site recognition
Cellular component (GO): U2-type prespliceosome; U1 snRNP
Molecular function (GO): mRNA binding
Source: RefSeq, a predicted model, not a curated record
GCGGACUGCAGCACUUCCUCGAGGCGUAGGGGGUUGAGCGCGCUCCGCGGGCACGCGCACGGAGGGGAAGUGGAAGACGGAAGAAAGGAGGCAGAAUAAACUUGUCAACUAAGUGACUGGAUCCACUCACAGCCACAGAACAUGGUUCCACCGGGUCGGACACUUGUUUCCACCUGAACCCAGGCCGCCAACCCCCCGCUGUGUCGACCCCCAGUCCCCGCUGCCCCCCCUCGCCCGGCGGACUCCGGCAGUUUUCAAACAGAUUUGCCCCAGCUACCCGUGGACGACCACCGUCACAAAGUCACAGCUAGCCGCCGCCGAAGUGCUGUGAUCCCCGCAGACUUGUGCUGAAGAGACCCACGACCAGCCGGUCAGCUCAGCGGGACUCUGGGUCCGGUCCUCGGCCAGGGAAAAGUUGUCCUCGGUGGUGGUGCUGGUGGUGGAGGAGCCGCGGCCGAGGCCUGCAGUCAGGAGGAGGCUGCAUGUGUGAAGCCCGCAGCUGGCGAGGAGCAACUCGAACAGAUAGCAGCUGAACACCCGGACCAACAUGUCGGCCCAGGCACAGAUGCGGGCGAUGCUCGACCAGCUCAUGGGGACGGGGAGAGACGGAGACUCCAUGCGGCAGAGAAUCAAAUUCAGUGACGAGCGGGUCUGCAAAAGUCAUCUUUUGGAUUCCUGUCCUCACGAUAUCCUGUCAGGCACCAGAAUGGACCUGGGGGAGUGCAUAAAAGUCCACGACCUGGCCCUCAGAGCAGACUACGAGAUUGCCUCCAAGGAUCAGGAGUACUUCUUUGAACUUGAUGCUGCUGAACACCUUCAGUCUUUUAUUGCAGACUGUGAUCGCAGGACCGAGCUGGCCAAGAAAAGACUAGCCGAGACACAGGAUGAGAUCAGUGCUGAAGUGGCUGCAAAGGCUGAACGUGUCCACGAGCUGAACGAGGAGAUCGGGAAGCUGCUGGCCCGGGCAGAGCAGCUCGGGAGUGAGGGGAACGUAGACGAAGCCCAGCAGCUGCUGGAAAAAGUGGAGAAGACCCGGGCCGCAAAGAAAGAAGCAGAGGAUGUGUACAGAAACUCAAUGCCUGCAUCCAGCUUUCAACAACAAAAACUACGUGUGUGCGAGGUGUGCUCUGCCUACCUGGGUCUCCACGACAAUGAUCGUCGUCUGGCGGACCACUUUGGUGGCAAACUGCACAUUGGCUUCAUUGAAAUUCGGGAGAAGCUAGAAAAGCUAAGGAAAGCAGUAGUAGAGAAGCAAGAAAGACUGCGAAUGAAAAGACGAGAGGAGCGUGAGCGAGAGGAUGAAAAAGAGCGACAGUGGGAGGUAGAGCGGGAGAAAGAAAGAGAAAAAGAGUGGGAAAAAGAAAGAGAAAAGGAGAAGGAGCGUAAGAGGUCAAGAUCUAGAAGUGGAGAGCGUUACAGGGAUGGUGGCAGCUCAUCUUCCCAUCGCUCAAGACGCCACCGCUCCUCUCAUUCCAGAGAAGAAGGUGGUGGUGAUAGGGAUAGGGAUCGAGAGAGGGAGAGGGAGCGAGAGAGAGAGCGGAAACAUCGACACAAAGAAAGGCAUCGCUCACGUUCCCACUCUCACAGACAAAAAAGGAAGAGAUCCUCCGCAGAUGGAUCAUCUAACACCCAGGACAGAGAGCGCUCGGUGUCCCAGGAGAGGUUGAGAGAGGGCCCAGGAGAGGGCUGGCGUCAGGACAAGCCAGAGCAAGGGGACUGGGAAGACAGGGGGAGGUCCAUCUCACCGGACACAACCAAGGCCAAGGAACGAGAAAGAUCCCUGUCGUUGGAGCGAGACCGGCGUUCCAGCUCCGGAGAGCGAGAGUCCGGGGAGAUAUGAACAGGAGGGGAGGCCUCCCCAGUCUUUGAUUAGGAUAUAUUGUCUAACAAAAAGAGCAUGGGAGCGAGUUGGUGUGAGUGAGUGUGUG